UAAAAAAUAUAAUAACGAAUUUAUUUAGUAAAAAGACAGAACCACUUCAGUUUAGUUGGGUUUAUCGAAGACCCUUCACUUUCGCGAUUCAACAGUCUGACUCAAGAAGAUCUUCUUUUUGAUGGUGUCUUUGUUCUGAAGCUCUUUUUGUUAAAGACAUAAACAAAAUGGAGGUAUCAUUGCUCAAUUCUUUCCAAAUGCAUUUGCUGUGAUUGUUAACUCGAGUUGCGAUGAGAAUCAUUACGAGAUUUCAUCAUUCCGACAUCAGGAGAUUGUUGUUGGGAAUCAUUGUUAUAGCUGGUUUUGUUGUUCUGCUUGUUCAGUGUUUUGGUAUUCCCUGUCGGAAUUCUUUUUGCUUGUCUCCAAUUAAGGUUUCAGUGAUUGAGUUAACUAACUCCAAUGUCACUCAAGUUUCUGUGAUGAACUACACAAAUCUUUCUGAUGAUGAUGAUGAGGAACUUGAAAAUAAAAAGGAGGAUCUUGAUAGCGAAAAUGAUGUGGUGAUUAGUAAGGAGAAGGUAGAGAUGAAUGUAUCUUUUAUUGCUAUAGGAAAUAUAUCUUUAAGGAAUCCUAAAAUGGUGGUUGUUAGCUCAGAGUCAGAGUCAGAUCCAAAUUCGGUUAUGAUUAGGGUUAAAGAUAGUAGAAAGGGUAAUGUUUUAUCUCUGAGGAGGCACAAGCAAGGGAGUGCGAUUUCGAUAUCUCAGAUGAACUCAUUGCUGAUCCAGAGUCUUUCUUCUUUUAAAUCUCCUAAGCCUCGGUGGUCAUCUGCUAGAGACUCUGAAAUGCUCUCUGCGAGAUCCGAGAUUGAGAAAGUCUCUCUUGUUCAUGAUUUUCUUGGACUUAAUCCUUUGGUUUAUCGAAAUAUCUCCAAGUUUCUAAGGAGUUAUGACUUGAUGGAGAGGAAACUCAAGAUUUAUGUGUACAAGGAAGGAGGGAAACCAAUAUUCCACACGCCGAUGCCUCGAGGAAUAUACGCUUCAGAAGGUUGGUUUAUGAAACUCAUGGAAAGCAACAAGAAGUUUGUAGUAAAAGACCCCAGGAAGGCUCAUUUGUUCUACAUACCCAUCAGCAUAAAAGCUCUUAGGUCCUCUCUGGGACUGGAUUUUCAGACACCGAAGAGUCUUGCAGACCAUUUGAAAGAAUAUGUCGAUCUGAUAGCAGGAAAGUAUAAGUUCUGGAACCGAACUGGUGGAGCUGAUCAUUUUCUUGUUGCUUGUCAUGAUUGGGGCAACAAACUGACAACAAAAACCAUGAAGAACAGUGUUAGAUCACUUUGUAACUCAAAUGUUGCCCAAGGCUUCAGAAUUGGGACCGAUACUGCUUUACCGGUAACAUAUAUACGCUCUUCCGAGGCCCCUCUUGAGUAUCUCGGUGGAAAAACUUCGUCCGAAAGGAAGAUUCUUGCAUUCUUUGCUGGCAGCAUGCACGGAUAUCUCCGUCCGAUACUAGUGAAGCUUUGGGAGAAUAAAGAACCUGACAUGAAGAUUUUUGGUCCAAUGCCUCGUGACCCUAAAAGCAAGAAACAAUACCGAGAAUAUAUGAAGAGCAGCAGGUACUGCAUAUGUGCGAGGGGUUAUGAAGUCCACACUCCUAGGGUUGUCGAGGCUAUCAUUAAUGAAUGUGUUCCGGUUAUCAUUGCUGACAACUACGUGCCUCCCUUUUUCGAGGUUUUGAACUGGGAGGAAUUUGCUGUGUUUGUUGAGGAGAAAGAUAUACCGAAUCUGAGAAACAUUCUGCUAUCCAUACCCGAAGAUAGAUAUAUUGGCAUGCAAGCAAGGGUUAAAGCGGUGCAGCAACAUUUCCUGUGGCACAAGAAACCGGUGAAGUUCGAUCAAUUCCAUAUGAUUUUGCAUUCUAUUUGGUACAGCCGAGUUCAUAGAAUUAAAACCAGGUGAAAACAUUCAUACCAUGUAACCCAAGACAACAUAUAGGUGAAUGCAUUGUAUAGUUAUCUGUUAUCACCACUCCCUUUAUAAACUGUAUUGAACUCCGUUAGUGGAUUCUGUUGAUCCUUUAUGUUAAAUGUGUUGAAUAUUCAACGAUGUGUUUAGCUCCCAUGUACUAGAGAUGGGAGCUAAACACGAAAACUCUUAACUGAUUCAAUGAGAAACGAGUUCUCAAACCAAUCAGAGUUUGUCACAUCUCC
Molecule: messenger RNA, 2146 nt
Organism: Arabidopsis thaliana (thale cress)
Lineage: Eukaryota; Viridiplantae; Streptophyta; Magnoliopsida; Brassicales; Brassicaceae
Product: glycosyltransferase family exostosin protein
Exons: 5
Coding region: 231-1895 (554 amino acids)
Biological process (GO): glycoprotein biosynthetic process
Cellular component (GO): Golgi membrane
Molecular function (GO): glycosyltransferase activity
Source: RefSeq, marked reviewed